Nerophis lumbriciformis (worm pipefish) is the source of this 1086-nucleotide messenger RNA. NCBI's taxonomy places the organism in Eukaryota, Metazoa, Chordata, Actinopteri, Syngnathiformes, Syngnathidae. The record is from RefSeq and is a predicted model, not a curated record.
AUGAACAAAGCUUUUGAGCCAACACUGGAUGAUGACGCAGCUAAUGACAAUGAUAGCGUCGACGUCACUUCUUGGGUGUCGGUGUGCCCAAGAGGCCUCUAUUUGGUCCAGAAGACAUUGAUAUCUUCAGGAAGCCAGCGGAAAGAUUUUACUGCAGAAAUAGCACGGUCCUCUUACAAGCCAAGGUUGGGUUCACUGUGCCGUGUCCGUGUACGCCUCAGAGCUGUCACUGAUCAAGCUGAAAAAUUGUCAUCUGUGAAAAGUUAUGAGACAAAGCAAGAAGGUCCACUUGGUGUUCCAGGAGCUACCUUUUCACAUCGCCAGCUAGACUCUGUUCUGCAGCUAACGCUAGAUGAUUGGACCACACUGAGAUUAGGGGAGGGUCACUGUGAUGUUACAGAAGCCUGUCUGGAGUCCAUGAAAACAGGAGAUGCAUGUGAGAUACGGCUCAUUCCGGCAAAGGGAGCUGAUGUGUGCGAUUCUCAGCCGGUGCAGGAAAUAUGCGCCAUUGUGGAACUCCAAGGUUUUACGCCAGGAAAGGAAUCCUGGCAGAUGUCACCUGGUGAAAAAUGGGAGUGGGUGAAGUCCCACAAGGAGAGAGGUGGUUUGAGAUUUAGAAGUGGAGACUUGUGGGGAGCGUCAGACAGUUACAGUCGGGCCCUCAAACUCAUCAUCACCCUGCAAGGCUGUGUAGGUGAUAGAAAGGAAAACAAAAUGGAAGAGCAAAAUUCAACAACCUCUGAGGAUCAAGCCUUCUGUCCUACACAUGAUCAAGUACAAAGCAUGAAAGCAGAACUUCACUCUAACUUAUCAUUGUGUCAGCUCAAACUGAAGCAACCGGCACGGGCUCGAGAAAGUGCCACCAAGGCCACACGGUUGGAACCAGGUGGGGCUAAAGCUUGGUACCGCCUUGGCCAAGCCUGUCACAUGGUGAACGAGCUAGAGGAAGCCCGUCAGGCAUUUCGAGAACUCCUGAAACUGCAGCCAGAAUCCUUUGCUGCCGUGAAGGCACUGAAAGACAUAACGAGUCGAGAGAAGGAGUCCAAUGCACAGUUGGGGCAGAGACUUAGUAAAAUGUUUAGCUAG